AAGCCCAUUCUCUCUGCAUAUUAUUUCCGAGUCGGGUUUGCAGUGAAUUCGAAGUCACCGUCUCUUUCUGGGUUUCACAUUUCCUGUAAAACGAGAGAGCUAGAGAGUGAAACUGUGUCUGUGUAGAAUUUGAUUUUUCAAGUGGAUUUGAUUUUCUCAAAUGUCAGAUCAUUUUUAAUUCAGAAUUUGAUGUAAUAAUGAACGAUUAUGAAGGGAAAAACGGGAAGAGAGGGAGGGCGUGCGUGGUGGUAUUGGGAGACCUCGGUCGAAGCCCUCGGAUGCAGUAUCAUGCUCUUUCACUUGCCCGUCAGGCAUCUCUAGAAGUGGACAUCAUUGCAUAUGGAGGUUCUGAGCCCCACAUUGCAGUUCUAAGUCACCCAUCCAUACAUAUUCACACAAUGACACAAUGGCCAAAAAUCUUUCAAGGAUUACCCAGGAUAUUUCGCCCCAUAAUGCUUCUGCUCAAGCCAAUAAUUCAGUUUUUCAUGCUUCUCUGGUUUCUUUGUCUAAAGAUACCUUCUCCUGAUGUUUUUAUUGUGCAGAAUCCUCCUUCUGUUCCAACCUUAGUGGCUGUAAGAUGGGCAAGUUCGCUUAGGAAUUCUGCGUUUAUAAUUGAUUGGCAUAAUUUUGGAUAUACACUACUCGGUUUAUCCCUUGGGAGAAAUAGUCGCUUCGUCUCUGUAUAUCGCUGGAUUGAGAAUCAUUAUGGGAAGAUGGCAGAUGGUUCCCUAUGUGUAACAAAGGCAAUGCAACAUGAACUGGCUCAAAACUGGGGGAUUAAUGCAACAGUGUUAUAUGAUCAGCCACCUGAGUUUUUCCAUCCCGCUUCACUUGAGGAAAAGCACAAGUUGUUUUGUAGACUAGAUAAAGAUCUCCGUCAGCCUCUUGGAUCUGGGGAUUGUGUUAGUGGUGGAAGUUUAGGAAUGGGGAACUAUGAGCUAAAUGAGACUCUAUUUACUACCCAAGUUGGCACUGACAUUUUCUUGAAGCCAAAUAGAGCAGCACUUGUUGUAAGCAGCACCAGCUGGACCCCAGAUGAGGAUUUUAGCAUUCUCUUGGAGGCAGCAGUAAUGUAUGAUAGGCGUGUUGCUGCAGUAUUAAAUGAAGAUGAUUCAACCAAUGAAGAGUUUCUAUGGAAGGAAAUCUCUGAUGGAAAGCAAUAUGUGUACCCGAGGUUGUUGUUCAUCAUUACAGGUAAAGGACCUGAGAAAGAAAAAUAUGAAGAGAAAAUAAGGAGGUUACACCUCAAACGUGUGGCAUUUCGUACUAUGUGGCUGUCAGCUGAGGAUUACCCAUUGCUCUUGGGAUCAGCAGACUUGGGCGUAUGUCUGCACACUUCCUCUUCAGGGUUAGACCUUCCAAUGAAGGUUGUGGAUAUGUUCGGUUGUGGACUGCCUGCUUGUGCUGUUUCCUACUCUUGCAUUGAAGAACUUGUAAAAGUUAAAAAAAAUGGUCUCCUCUUUUCUACUUCUUCAGAGCUAGCUGAUGAACUCAUGAUGCUAUUCAAGGGUUUUCCAGAUGGUUGUGAUGCUUUAAAGUCACUGAGAAAUGGUACCUUGGAAAUGGGUUCAUCUGCAAGAUGGGCUACUGAAUGGGAAGAGCAUGCCAAGCCAUUAGUAUCCAAGGUUCUCUCUCGGAACUUGAAUUGAUUUCUAGUAUCCAGAUAAAAUGGAUAAGGUUGUAAAAUUAGCAAUGUUAGCUAGGUUUAUCGUCUCAUCUGUUGGAUUAUAUUAUAAGGCAGACUACACAUCACAUUGAUAUUAUCUCAGGGAAACUAGUACGUGAGUUGGAAUUUUUGUCUCAUUUUUUUUAUUUUUUCUUUAUAAGUUAAUGUAUACACCAUUUGCAAUGAAAAUUGAAAAGUAAAUUUGAUUAAUAA
This is a messenger RNA of Quercus lobata, 1879 nucleotides long. RefSeq names its product UDP-Glycosyltransferase superfamily protein. The record is from RefSeq and is a predicted model, not a curated record. The coding region runs from base 198 to 1649 and encodes 483 amino acids. The transcript is spliced from 17 exons. Gene Ontology annotation, cellular component: endoplasmic reticulum. NCBI's taxonomy places the organism in Eukaryota, Viridiplantae, Streptophyta, Magnoliopsida, Fagales, Fagaceae. Gene Ontology annotation, molecular function: mannosyltransferase activity.